Athalia rosae (coleseed sawfly) is the source of this 4709-nucleotide messenger RNA. RefSeq lists its product as uncharacterized. The transcript is spliced from 2 exons. Gene Ontology annotation, biological process: regulation of DNA-templated transcription. Bases 170 to 3616 code for a protein of 1148 amino acids. The record is from RefSeq and is a predicted model, not a curated record. Gene Ontology annotation, molecular function: zinc ion binding; DNA-binding transcription factor activity, RNA polymerase II-specific; RNA polymerase II cis-regulatory region sequence-specific DNA binding. Gene Ontology annotation, cellular component: nucleus. NCBI's taxonomy places the organism in Eukaryota, Metazoa, Arthropoda, Insecta, Hymenoptera, Athaliidae.
GCGCUCGACUCCCGAAUCUCCGCCAUACUCCAUAGCGGUAUAUCGUAUCUUGUUCAUCACUCCGAGCGACGCUUACCGACGCUCGGCGUCGUUUUCAUUGAUGAAUUUUCGAUAAAUAACGUUGUGAAUUAGUGAAAUUUGAUUGUUUACAUCGUUUUUAACGUGAGAAAUGGAGAAUAGAUUGGCGCCGCUGAGAUCCAGGCGGGUGUGCCGAUUCUGCCUGACAGAGUCGGAGCCACUCAGCUUCAUCUACGAAAGGGAUCAUAGCAAGCCGUUCCAAGUGCCGCUUACCCUACAAAUCAUGUCGUGCGUCGCGAUUGAGGUGUAUGCCGCGGAUGGAAUGCCACAGAUGAUAUGCUCGAUUUGUCGUUGGAAUCUGGACCACUCUUACAAAUUUAAAAUUCAGUGUAAGAAAGCUGACGAAGCAUUGAGAGCUUAUCCAGUGUCGGGAGUGCUACCCCGACCAUUUCCAGCUCUACCUACUAACCCACCCGAAUCGACAAAUAAAAGAUUACCUGACCAGAGAUCUCAAAAUGAACAAUCUAAAAAACCACGUCUCGAAGAUGGCGAAAGAGAGAGAAGGGAGCUGAGAGACAGGGAGCGGGACAGGCAGUCGGAAAAAGAGACGGACAACAACGAUCGCCAUGACAUGUACGAAGAUGACCAAGACGGAGGUAGCUAUGGAGAGAAUGAACACCAGAAUGAAAAAGUUAUCGCCCAGCUAGAGCCCGGUGAAAUAAGAGUUCAUGCCUGUGAUCAGUGUGAUAGGACCUUUCCUUUGAGACAGGCACUCCAAAUCCAUCUCCAGAAAGCUCACAGAGAUCGAAAUUACAAAUGUACCGAAUGCAACAAACUCUUCUUUUCGAAAUAUGAUUUGACCAAGCAUCUUGCCACCCAUUCCGAUGUAAAACCGUUUAUUUGUCAAAUCUGCAACAAACAUUUCACUAGGGUGAGCCUCCUGCAGCGCCACGAAAAAAUUCAUAGAGAUGAGCUCAGAUACGGAUGCCAGCACUGCGAUCGGGAAUUCUUCACGACGGAUGAAUUGGAAAAACAUGAAGAAACUGUACACAAAGCCUCUAAACCGUUCCAUUGCAACAUAUGCAAUAAAAGAUUCACUUAUCGGCAAGGACUCGAGCGCCAUGAACUAUUACACAGCGAUGACAAAAGUUUCGUUUGCGAAUACUGCAAAGAAGCAUUCAGAUCGAGUACCGAACUCGCUAGACAUCUCACUACGCACGCUGGGCAUAGACCUUAUUUGUGCAAACUAUGCCCUAGGACUUUUCUGCUAUCUCAUCAUCUGACCAGACACAUGAGAACGCACUCGGUGGAAAAACCUCACGUAUGCGAAGAGUGUGGCAAGGCUUUCAAGCGUAAAGAAAGCCUAGAAGUGCACGCGCUGACCCAUUCGAAGCGUGGUAUGGGCUUGACCUGUGACAUCUGCCAAGAAUCUUGCAGAAAUCGGGCAGAUUAUGUGACCCACAUCAAACAGCAUAUCGAAGCGGGUGAGAAGAUGGGCCCUGAUGGACUCCGACCGGAUAAUCGAAACGAUAAAAUAGACUCGCAAUCUGAGGAGGAGGAAGAAGAGGAGGAUACCGACGGUGAUGACGAUUACGAGCCACCAGGGUAUAUAGCCAAAAAGAUUCCGAAGCUCGAGCCACCAGAGAGCGAUGAAGAAAUGGAAAAAUCGGACAAGAAGGAGCAAGUCGUUUACGUCAGAAAUAAAGAUGGAAAUGUUGUUAAGAAAACGAUAAAAACUCUGAUGCCCAUCCAUAAACGGGAGAUUCAGGAUAACAAGGCAAGGCCGGGUCCCAGCGGUUCUCAAUCUGCAAGAAAUAAUUCCGGUAAAGGAGAAGGCAGGCCUGUGACCUCAGACAAUGAAUCGACGCCAAGGCUUCGUUCUCAGCAUCGUAACGUCGAUGACACCGAAGCACAAGUACAAAAGAUAGUUGCCCAGGUCUUCAAGGAGCAUAAGAUACCCCUAAAGCACCAAAACAUUCCAUCGGAACAGUCGAAGGAUUCAGCGGGCGCUUCUACUCCCGAUCACGUACAGACUCGCUCUCAAAAAGCGACACCGACUACAGUUUCGACACCAACGGUCGCCGCUAGUCAAAAAGACGAUUCUGUGAAGUCGGAAACUGCCACUCCGAAAUCAGUCAACACUGUAAAAGUUAUAAAGCGAAUUGUCGUCAGGAAGCCCGCCGGUAGCGCUGAAGGAGUGCAAGCUGCUUUAGCCGCAUGUGUUAAGGAUGAAUGCCCGACCACAUCGAGUGUAAGUGGUGCUAAAAUUACGAAGAGAGUGAUCGUUCGGCGGAUCAUCAGACACGGUGACACCACUCGAGAAGUUAUCAUGAAUCCGGACGGGACAAUUCUCGAUCCCGUCGAACUCGCGAAAUUGCCGACACGUAAUGUCGUCAAGCGGGUGGUUGUUAGAAAAGCGAAGGAAAAGGUUCAAGAACAGGGGGAUCAGCAAAUUAAAACUGAAUCGUCCGAGUCGAAUUUAAUAGAUUCACCGAAGUUCGAAUUGAAGACUACGCAAUCGACGAAUGCACAGAAAUCGAGUGGCCCCGUACAGAAACCAUCCGAAAGUAAAUCCGGGCAGCGAGGAUCUGAGACGACGGUGACGUCGUCAGAAAUAAACGAUGAGAAUCCAGAGAGUACCAAAGAGAAAUUAGAAAAACUAGAAAAACGUGUGGAGCAGCAGAGAUUGAAGAUUGAGGAAUUGCAAGCAAGAAAACAACAAGAAAUUGAUUCCGUUGAAGAUAUGUUACCGGAAAGACAAGAUGAAUCCGAAGAAGAACAACAGCUACCCUUGAAGCGAGUGUUUGUGAAGAGGAAGCAGAGUGUUUAUGACGAAGAAAAGGAAUAUGACAGUGAUGAAAAGGAAUCAGUCAGCGUAAAGGAAGAGCCUCUCUCAGUCAAAGAAGAGUUCGGGGUAUCUCAGGAAUCACCAAAAAAAGAUUACAAGAAGCCAAUAGUAACGAGUAGCUCUAAAGUCUACGGCAACAAAAAGAUCAUUUUGAUAAAAUCGGAGGAACAGUCAGCUCUAGACGACAGUUCGAUGAGUCGAGAGUUGAGUAGCAUUCUAGAUGAGUCGGAGACUGCAGUAAAAAUGCAAGAUAACGUUCUCAGUAAUCUCUCUCAGAUUUCCGCGCUUGAUGAAACGGAGCAAAUAAAGCUUGAAGUUGAAAAUAUGUCCACCGAUGAACAAAUCGGCGGACAUAUUUUGGACUCGAGCAAUGUCCGAGACGAUCUGAAAGCUACUGAAGAUAAAAGCCGCGAGUCAUUGCUAGAAGACUUGCAAGCAGGCGAUAAAAGUGAAGACGAAGAAAUGAUUCAGGCGCAAGAAGAUGGCGGUGAUAACGAGGACGUCCAAAUUAUAGAAACAACAGUUGAGCACGACGAAAGUAAUCAGCAUUCAUUAUUAUUAGAAAGUCAAGGCGUUACAGACGCUGCAGAUAGUUUUGUUGCUUCAAACUCUAAUUUAAAUGGCCAGAAGCCGGAAGAUCCGGAUAUAGAAGAUACUUCAAUGGAGGUAUCGAAUAAUACGAUUAAUCUAAGCGAAACUAACGAAACUCAGGACAGCAUAGAGGAUAAAUUGUCACAACUUGACAGCUAAGGUAACAUUGAGAUCUACAAUUUUUCAUUAGAGCUAGAAUAUAAGAAUAAUAAUAUUCUCUUAUUAUGAUGGCGAAAAUUUCCAGAAAGUAUAUCAUAUUAUUUAGAUACAUACGGGAUAUUGCGCGGGAUGGAGGUACAUCACAAAACCUCGUAUGAUUAAACUCAAUAUACACUUAUAUUGUCCAAUCAAUAACUGGAUUUUUGUUUCCUUUGAAAAAAUAAUUACUAUUCUAAAUAAUCCAACCCAAGAUAUACCAACUAAGCAAUCAUACACCAUAUGUCAUGAUAUUGUUUCCUUUUUUUAUUUUGAUCAACAUUUUUAAACUCCGACAUUGAGAUCAGACGUGUAAAUCAGCGAAUAAUAACAUUGUGUGUAUGUAUAUUUGUCAGAUCUCUUCUUCAGUUUUAAUAUUGAAUGCCAGUGUUACUGUCAUUCGUCGAUAUCGUCAUUGUUCUUAAUUUGCUAAAUGGGUACGUAAGGUGGGCGAAACUCUCAGUGCCUUUAAAAGCGCACAGCUAUUAUAUCUGAAACAUAAAAUAACUAAUAUUAUUAAUUAUUCAGCAUCCGAACGAUAAUUGCCUCUCGUAUGUGAAAAAUUAUCACCUAAUAGUGAACAAACGGGAGGUUGAUAACUCUUGAAAUUGUACAAACAACCUCUCCACUGUUAUUAUUUCGAAUUAUAAAAAUUACGUACGGAAUACCGACAAGUCAGGUGAAAUGUGUUCCAUAAAUUCGAUGCGAUUCAAUUUGUUUACUUUGAAAAACAAUCUUAAAUCUGCUUCUGAUCGUGAUGAAGUUAGAAUAUUUCCAAUCACCUCGUACUACAUUUGUUCUACAUCAUUCGUAUAGCUGUUCCAUCGCGCUUAAGCGCAAUUGACCAGAGAUCGAUGAUUUGCCCACCUUAGAUCUAUGCUUGAAUGUCACAGUAUACUUAUACCUAUAGGUAAAAUAGGAUAACAAUUCGUUGAAAAAAUUUACUUUGGUAAUAUGAAACAUCUAUAGAACCACUUAGAUGUAAGAGUAGCAUGUAUUUCCAAAAACAAUAUACUGUAUUAAAUACAAGAGACAGUGUACGUACAUCCGAAACUGA